Molecule: messenger RNA, 2430 nt
Organism: Rhopilema esculentum
Lineage: Eukaryota; Metazoa; Cnidaria; Scyphozoa; Rhizostomeae; Rhizostomatidae
Product: major facilitator superfamily domain-containing protein 8
Biological process (GO): transmembrane transport
Cellular component (GO): lysosomal membrane
Molecular function (GO): transmembrane transporter activity
Source: RefSeq, a predicted model, not a curated record
AUAAUAGACAUUGUUAUGGCAACUUCCCAGCUUCAAAAACGGGGUUUUCAAAGAAGGCUGUGUGCUCUGUGCCUACCCAUGAACUCUGCACAUGUUUGUGGGACGUAUACAUUGCCUUGCAAGGUAUUAAUUCUUUACUUGCAGCUGUAUCCGCGGAAGUAUCUUUAGUCAGCAUUUGCAUCAUCACUAUCAGUUAAACAUACUCUUAAUGGAAAUCAUUUUUUGAAGAAAUUAUGGUUUUAACACAAGAUUAUUUUCGGAGAUAGAGUUAAAGAAAAGGAAAAGUUAUUAUCAUGGAAACAAAAAAACUUCUUGAGGCUGAGAGAGAUUCAGAAGAAAGUGACGUAGAAGAUUGUGGUCACCACGAAUCUGCAAAAGAAUACAAAGCUAGAUGGAGAUCAAUUCGUGUCAUUUACUUAGCCGUCUUACUCAGUGCAAUGGAGUUUUCAAUCACCCUGCCGUCAUUAUGGCCCUAUCUGCAGAAGAUUGAUCCUACGGUCACUCCCCAAUUUCUUGCUUGGACAAAUGGUGGUUUCAGCUUGUGCCAAGUAGCUGGUUCAUUUCUCUUUGGUGCCUGGUGCCAGUACCGACCGGCAAUAGAGCCACUGGUAGCAUGUGCCCUUAUUCGCAUUGUUGGAAACUUUCUUUAUCUGCUUCCUGAAAAAUAUAAUGGUUUUCAUGGGAAAAUGUUGAUUCUAUCUGCAAAGCUUAUAAUUGGCCUGUCGACAGGUGACAAAGCUGUCUGCCGUGCUAUCAUUCCUCAGUCAACAACAACAUCUGAAAGAAGAAAUGCUUUCGCUGUCAUCACUUUCUUGAUGCUUGCUGGUUACGCAAUUGGUACAGCUUUGCAGUCUGUUGCAGUCCCUAUCAUCGGGGAAAAGGGUCAUUCUUCGUUAUUGAACAUCGACAUAUACAACGUAGCUGGCUGGAUUGGAAUUAUCAUCGAGAUCUUCAUUUUGCUUCUAUUUCUGCUUUUUCUGAAAGAAUACAACAUUGAAAUUAACAAGAGUUCCAAAGCAGGUCAACUUCCAAAACCAGAUAUGGGUGCUUUGAUUGUGACGGUUGCCGCGUGUUCCUUCCUCUUCUAUGCCUUUUCCCUCGUUGAAACGGUAUCAACACCACUGAUGCAAGCAGAGUUUGGCUGGAACAAAGCUCAAGCGGUCUUUUACGCCGGGAUGGUUCUGUCCGGAUCUGGUAUUUUCGCCCUCAUUGCACUAUUGAUUGUUAGAUAUGCCAUGAGAAAAUUUCAAGAACGAUUGAUUCUUCUGCUCGGAUUUGUAUUGUUGAUGCUUUCGUUUUUUAUUGCAUUGCCCUGGGGAAGUGAAAUUCCAAUGCUCCAAAGAGAAGAAGUUUUCCAAGUUGGAAAUGCAACAAAGACAGUCUUGUCCUCAGGCUGCUCGAUUAAAUACAGCUGGUGCAAAUCCACACCAAAGAUAUACCUUUCACAAUAUCUGGUUGUAAGUUUUGUCUACAACAUGGGCAUUUGCAUUGCAAUCUUGGUCGCUGCAUCGCUGUACUCUAAAGUUAUUGGGCCAAGAAAGCAGGGUUUGUUUAUGGCCUUUCUAUCAGCUUUUGGAUCCUUAGCAAGGUUUCUUGGACCAGUGUCAAUGGUACCAUUAUUUUUCAAUUAUGGCCCUAGAUGGCUUUUUGUCACCUUAACACUUAUCACCGCAACUUUCGUCGCAUUGAUCGCUGGUUUCUACAAAAGAUUGGUUCCAUUAACAGUUUCUUGGGACUCAAAGAGAGAAGAGGAUGGUAAAGAAUGUAAAGAAAAAUAAAUUUGUGUUAAUAAAACUGUUUUAGCGUACUAUUUUUCAUUAACAACAGGGUCUUUUAAAUUACAAUAUCGCUUUCAGCAUUUCAACAUAUUUAAUUUCUGCAACUAUGCUUAUGUAGUCAAUACUCUGUUUUUGAAACAAACAUUUUAUCUUUUCAUUUUCAUUUCAUUCUGAAAUAAUUUCUCUCAAUAGACUUUCAGCAAUGCUGUUCCAAUUAGAUUGCUUACUUGAGCUGUUUUAAUCGACACUUUGUGUUUGUCGAGCGAAUUAUGUCUUCAUGCAUGUGAUGUCAAAAAGCAAAGCAACUAGAACAGAGCCCUGAGGGUAAAGAUGGUUUACAAGUGCAAAUGUGCUUUAGAAAUAAAAUUUUUCAAAACUUAAGAAUCCUUAGAGUGACUAACUUAUGCAAAACAAACUACUGUCAGCUAAUUAAGAUCUUUUCGCCAAUAGAUUGACGUAUUGGCAAGCGCGCAUAAGCUCAGAUAAUAUGUAGCAUUAAAGGAAUAAAAAACUGUUUAGCUUUUCAAAGCUUGUUCGACACUUUUUAUAAAGUUGUUUUUUGAAGAUUAUUUGAUUAAAUAACAUGCAACAUAAGAGCUUCCCUAAGCUAUACAAUUUUAAUUAAGAAACUUACACGUGUCCUUGAGAAAAA